Homarus americanus (American lobster) is the source of this 678-nucleotide messenger RNA. RefSeq names its product serine/threonine-protein kinase STY8-like. The transcript has a single exon. Gene Ontology annotation, biological process: protein phosphorylation. Bases 1 to 678 code for a protein of 225 amino acids. NCBI's taxonomy places the organism in Eukaryota, Metazoa, Arthropoda, Malacostraca, Decapoda, Nephropidae. Gene Ontology annotation, molecular function: protein kinase activity; ATP binding. The record is from RefSeq and is a predicted model, not a curated record.
AUGGAGCCUCUGUUUAUCUUGCGUGAGUCCUACAGCCAUAUUUGGAAAGGGGUCACGUUUCCGCCUAAGCAUCUAAUGCAAAUUGACAAUAAAAUUUCUAAGAAGUUACUCUACAAGAUAUUAAUCAAGAACGACCUUGAAAACUUGCGCCGGGUACGCGCUGUGGGCCAAGGAACCAGCGGUGUAGUCCAUCUUAUUGAAUAUAAAAAUGAACACGUCGUCCUCAAAACAUUUAAAAACGAUAAACCAAAGACGUUCCGCCGAGAAGCCAACAAACAUUUUAUCCUCGACGGUGCUGGAGGAGCACCCGUCAUAUACUGUAUAUGCUCCACCCCCCCGGCUCUCGUCAUGUCUUACACUGGCAUAGCUUUUGAGAAGCUGUACUUCACAUGGUCUGAGAAGCAGCUUGUAUGUUACCUUAUCAAGCUCGCAGAAGCAUUGGAAGAGAUCCAUGCAAAAGGCGUCAUCCAUAACGACCUUAAAGUCAAUAAUAUCACAGUGCUGGACGAGGAAGUCCACGUUAUAGACUUUGGUCUUAGCACAAUGGCGGGGGAGGUGUUCCCGUUCAUCCCCGCAAAAAGGUGUAACUGGAUGGCACCGGAACUCUCCAAUGGUCAACCAACCUCUCCUGCCAGUGAUGUAUUUUCUUUCAGUACAAUAAUUGGUACAGUUGUAUAG